ACUGUUCAUUACAUUCACAGGUGAUGAGUAUGACUCAUUGUGUGAGAGAGAAAGAGAGGUAUCAUCACGAGUCAGUGUUAGUGCCAUAUAUAUAUUAGCAUAUAACAAGUAAAAUCUGAAACAACAAAGACAAGAACAAGUUGAAGUGGAAGAGGCUAACACAACAGAUCCUCUCACGUGCACUACAACCACCCUGAGACCGUGUUUCCUCUACCCUUCUUGUCCCCAUGUCUAAUUACGAGGAGGUAGCAGAACUGAUUUGGGAAAAUGGCCACGUGUCGAUGCAUGGGCUUGGUGGGCUUCAACAUACUUCCGGGGAAAAGCCCAUAUUGGGUGGAGCCCAUGAUACAUUAGAGUCAAUUGUGAAACAAGCCACAUGGCAACAGCAUUAUGAACCGGGGAAGUGGGUUGGGGAAGGCCAUGCCCCUCAUAGUAUAAACUCCAUUGCUGCAUCCUCUGGUGAACAUGGUGCGGUGCCAACGUUGUCAAGGAGGCGAGCAUGGUCCAACACCGAUUACCGUGGCACAAAAUUUGGUUCCAAAAAUGCUAAUGUUAAUGUGUUGGAAGAAUGUGACGUUCAUAGCGGUUGUGCUAGUGCUGCUGCCACGUUUUGUAGGGACAAUGAUACAACCAUGAUCACAUCCCCUUCUCUUCAAUCUGCUCCAAGCUUGAAGACUGUGGAGGAAGAUUCUGCUUGUCACUGUGGAUCGGACAUUCGAGAUAAUCAAGAUGACAGAGACAGUAAAGCAGAAACAGGCCAAACCAAUUCUAAAAGACGAAGUCGAACUGCUGCUAUCCAUAACCAGUCUGAGCGGAAAAGAAGAGAUAGAAUUAAUCAGAAAAUGAAAGCCUUGCAGAGAUUGGUACCUAAUGCAAGUAAGACUGAUAAAGCAUCGAUGUUAGACGAGGUGAUUAACUACUUAAAGCAGCUUCAAGCACAGAUCCAAAUGAUGAACAUGACAAGCAUGCCCCAAAUGAUGGUACCUUUAGCCAUGCAACAACAGCUUCAGAUGUCAAUGCUAGCCAGAAUGGGUGCUGGGCUUGGCAUGGGAAUGGGAAUGGUAAACAUAAACAACAUGGGUACUCACACAACUGCUCCAAGGCCAUUGAUACCACAACUUAUUCAACCAACCACAAUUGGAGCUAACCCUACCCUCCCUAUGUUUGUUGCCCCUUCCUUUAUGAUGCCUUCUUUGAUUCAACCACAUGCCCCUGCACCUCCAAAGCCCCAACUUGCUGCAUCUUCAGCCUCCAAUAUUCCCUCAAUUCCUUUGCCUCAUCCAUAUAACCCUAGUCUUACACAAACAGUGAAUAUGGAUAUCCUCAACAACAUGGCAGCACUUUACCGACAACAAAUGAGUCAGAACAAUCAAGCCUUGAGCAGCAUGUCCCAACCACACAAUGAGCGAAGCCGUUAAGAACAAAUUAAAUAUUUCUGAUAGGAGAAGCAAAUAAUGGAUGAGGUACAAACGUGCUGGAGUUAUACACUUUGGAAUAAGUUUGAAAUGUAACCACAGCAAUAAUCAUCCAUAUUAAUAACGUGUUUAUAUUUCAAUUUAAAAUCCCAAAUCCGUAGUUUUGAUGCAACAUGUAUGUUUAUAGUUCAAUGUAAAAUGAGGAAAUAAUCAUUUUUCUAAAAAAUAUUAUAAAAUUAAACUUUUUUU
Molecule: messenger RNA, 1664 nt
Organism: Abrus precatorius (Indian licorice)
Lineage: Eukaryota; Viridiplantae; Streptophyta; Magnoliopsida; Fabales; Fabaceae
Product: transcription factor UNE10-like
Exons: 6
Coding region: 228-1418 (396 amino acids)
Cellular component (GO): nucleus
Molecular function (GO): protein dimerization activity
Source: RefSeq, a predicted model, not a curated record